Messenger RNA from Meriones unguiculatus (Mongolian gerbil), 1827 nucleotides. It is a transcript of the gene Hexd, whose product is annotated as hexosaminidase D. NCBI's taxonomy places the organism in Eukaryota, Metazoa, Chordata, Mammalia, Rodentia, Muridae. Gene Ontology annotation, biological process: carbohydrate metabolic process. Gene Ontology annotation, molecular function: hexosaminidase activity. The record is from RefSeq and is a predicted model, not a curated record.
GCCAGGCGUGAGCAAUCGGAGGCCGAGCGAGGGCGGGGUGGGGGAGCGGGGAGGCGGGGCCUUCCCCUCCCUUGGCGCCUCUCCCCUGGACGCCUUCUCCAGUUGCAGGGCUGGGGCGACCGCGUAGCAAGAGGUCACAGGCAGAGACCCUGUUACUCCAGCAUGUCGUGUAGCACGCCGUUUCAGAUGAGAUUCGUUCAUCUGGACCUUAAAGGAGCACCCCCAAAGGUUUCCUAUCUCUCUGAGGUUUUCCCCUUGUUCCAUGCACUUGGUGCAAAUGGCCUCCUCAUUGAGUAUGAAGACAUGUUUCCCUAUGAGGGCCGCCUGAGGCUGCUGAGGGCUGAGCAUGCAUACAGCCCCUCUGAAGUUACAGAGAUCCUGCGCCUGGCCAGACUCAAUGAGCUGGAAGUUGUUCCCUUGGUGCAGACAUUUGGACACAUGGAGUUUGUGCUAAAACAUGCAGCCUUUUCACAUCUCCGUGAAGUGUCUCUCUUUCCCAACACCCUCAAUCCUCAUGAGGCUGAGUCUCUGGAAUUGGUAGAAGCUAUGAUUGACCAAAUUCUGGAGCUACACAGGGGUGUCCGGUGGCUCCACAUUGGCUGUGAUGAGGUCUACUACUUGGGCGAGGGGGAGACCUCAAAACAGUGGCUACAGCAGGAACAGAACAGCCUGGUGAAACUGUGCCUGUCCCACGUGCAGGCGGUGGCCAGCCAUGUGAGGGCCCAGCACCCUGGCACAACACCUUUAGUGUGGGAUGACAUGCUGCGGGACAUCCCCCAGGAACAGCUCAAAGCAUCUGAGGUGCCUCAACUGGUAGAGCCUGUGCUCUGGGACUAUGGAGCUGACCUUGAUGUCCACAGCAAAAUCUCCCUCAUGGGAAAGUACCAGGAGUGUGGCUUCCAGAGACUGUGGGCUGCCAGUGCCUUCAAGGGGGCUACGGGGGCUAGUCAGGCCCUGCCUCCUGUUGAGCACCACGUCAGAAACCACGAGCAGUGGCUGCAGGUUGCAGGCAGUGGCCCAGCGGACACUCUGCAAGGAAUCAUCCUGACUGGCUGGCAGAGGUAUGACCACUUCUCUGUGCUGUGUGAGCUGCUCCCUGUGGGAAUCCCAUCCCUGGCUGCCUGUCUGCAGACACUUGUACAUGGAGGCUUCGCUGAGGAUGUGAAGCUGGGAGUGGAGCGCCUCCUUGGGGUUGCAAGCCUGGAAAUGAUGGAUGCUGUGAGUGAGGGAGCUGGCUCCUUCCCUGGCAGUGACAUCCAUGCCCUCAUCACACAAAUUAGUCUUCACCUGCGCAGCUCUGUGGAUACGCUUCUGGAAAGGAACCGGUAUGUCACUGGCUGGUUCAGUCCCUACCAUCGCAGGAGGAAGCUUAUUCACCCAGUCAUGAUCCAGCACAUCCAGCCAGAGGCACUCAGCCUCCUGAGCAGGUGGAACAGCCUUGUGCAGCAGCUGGAGGCAGCCCUGCAGCUGGCCUUCUACCCGGACGCCAUAGAGGAGUGGCUGGAGGAGAAUGUGCUCCCGAGCAUGCAGCGACUGCAGGCUCUGCUUCAGGACUUGGGCGAGGCUGCCCCCCAGCCUCCACCCCCACCCAGCCCAGGCUGGGACACAGGUCAGAAUCCCUGAGGGCUGUGGCCCUGCAUAUCAACCUGGACAACAGCUCAGUGACCCAGCCAUGCGGGGCUUGUGCUCUUCCUUCUGAGCCCUGGACCACAGACAGGCCCAACUAUAAGAACAGUAACCUUGGGCAAAGCAGAAAACAGAAAAAGGGACAUUUGCAAUCCGCAUGUAGAGCUUUAUUCUGAAAUAAAAAGACCAGAAGAAGCAGAA